Messenger RNA from Dermacentor andersoni, 5476 nucleotides. RefSeq lists its product as uncharacterized. Gene Ontology annotation, cellular component: Golgi membrane; early endosome membrane. The record is from RefSeq and is a predicted model, not a curated record. Gene Ontology annotation, molecular function: R-SMAD binding. NCBI's taxonomy places the organism in Eukaryota, Metazoa, Arthropoda, Arachnida, Ixodida, Ixodidae. Gene Ontology annotation, biological process: negative regulation of transforming growth factor beta receptor signaling pathway.
CCGUUAGCGAAUGGGGAAUGAGCACCGGCUGUACGUGUAUCACAUAAACAUGAGUGGAACGCCAAGUUCCCCAUGGGUGUUCUCUCGUAGGCCAAUUUUGGGCCGCUGCCGUCGCGGGGCGGACAAUGGACGAGCCCAUCUGCGGGUUACCGCCUCGAAUUCCCUGAAACGACUCGUAGCCUUCGCUGUGCUGCACGAAAUCUGCUGAGCGCCCGAAGUGACAGCGGCCGGGGAUGUGCCGUUGUGACUAGUACUUGCAAAUAUGAAGCUGCAAGCGCGUUCGUCGCCCGAUAACAUUUCGGGGAUGAGGGGGAGGGGUGCGUUGCCACGCACGGAACACGUAAGGGCUUCCACUCCCCUCUCCUCUGCGCCCCCUCUCAGCUUAUUCUGCGCUCAGUUGAGGAGCUGCGCACUUUCGUGGCGAGUCUCUUGCCAGCACGUGUCGGCAGCUCGAGCGUCUGUUAUCCAAUUCCGCACUUAACUCGAGAGGCCUCCGUGUGACGACAGUAGUGGGCAUCUGUUCGCUUGUUGCAUUUUAAGCACCGAGCUCUCUUCAGUCUCGAACGCAGCACCGUUACCAUCUACAAACGAUAUUCGGGCGACUAUGCGGGCUGUGAAUAGCCUUUCGGAGGGUGCAUGUUUUAAUGGCGCCUUGCACCCAAUGUGUGUUGAGAUUUGGGCUUGUUGUGCACAUCUUUAGAAUUUGUUUGAAUACGCGCUGACGAAGGGCAAAAAAAAAAAAAAAAGGCACUACACCUAAAGACAUGACAUCAGUUAAGGCAGAAUGUAUUCGUUAGCCGUCAGUUCGCUUUCACCGCUACAGGACACUGGUACUUUUUGAUCCGUCUUGACGAAUGACUUGCAUAUUCAAGGUGGUUAAUUUCUUCUUUAUAUGUUAUUUAUUUAUUUAUUUAUUUAUUUAUUUAUUUAUUUAUUAUUGUGCGUAGAAUGAGCGCUAACUGUUCUACAGCUACCGCGAUAAGCCUUGUAAUGCGGUACGCAUUUGUGUGUUCUAUCUGAUGCACACGCGCCAUUAAAUACACCCUCCGUGUAAGCCGUUAUUUGAAUGCGCUCAAACCACUAUAGCAUCUUUCAUGCAGUUAAUUUACCUAUAAUAUGCUAGUGCCUGAUCUCGAGAAGCAGUCACAGCUAGGAGCGCUUGGGAGUGCGCAUUAAAUUCAGGCAACAUACGUGAGACGCUACAUCUGAGUUCCCGAUGUUUCUUUUUCUUUUCUUUUUUUUUUUUUUUUUACAAUGAACCUGUGAUUUAUUUGGCUACCUGUAUUCUAGUAUACUUCUUCACGCCAUUUCUUCGUAUUACUGUACGGCGGUGGCCACGUUCUGUAAAGAAAAGAGAGGGAGAGAGAGAGAGGAAACAAGCAGUUCUAUUUUGUUGGGUGUACUGACCGGUGAAAGGAAUUUAGGUAUGGCCAUUGUCGUCGUUAUCAAGUGUCAAUACGAACCUGCCGCAUUGCGUCUUUCGCAGUAAAGUUCACGCUGCGGGCGACACCCGCCGAGCGGAAGCACUCUAUUAUACCCUUUGACAAACCGUGAUAAAUCUCGUUCACGAACGUAUAGCGCUGGGAUCGUGAACUUCACGUUGCCGCAUUAAAGAAAUUCGGGGAUAUAUGCGCCCCUAUUCACGCAAAUAUAUUACUGUAGAAUUGUUCCUAUGAUAUUCCAGAUAAUCCUGAUGCUGGACAUAUCAUUAGCGGAGGCGGCUGGCCAGCGGCUAAGAAGACUUACUAACGAAACAUUUUCUGGAUACGGCACCUGCACAACUCGCCGACACACAUCACCGUCCUGGGGCCAGGUGGUGAGCGGCCUGUUCAACUCGGUGUUCAGCCUGGGGCUGGUCGCCUGCAUCGUGAGCCACUACAAGAUGGGCGCCCGGUCGUGGAGUGAGCGGCGCAGUCGGCCGGCGCCCCACGACCCGCAGCCCUACCAGCACGUGCUCCUUCCGCCCGUGCAGUCGGCGCUGUACUCGUCGGCGAGCGCGGCGGAGCGCCAGCGGGCCGCCCUGGCCGCGGCGCGCGACGCCCAAGUGCGCGCGGCGUCGGUGCGCGCCGACCUGGCGCUCGAGCUGCCGCCGACGGUGGCGCUGCCCGAGGAGCACCCGUUGGCCGGCAGCGUGCGGCUUCGCGACGCCGACCAGGAGCAGGAGCUGUACGGCGCGUGCGUGCGCGCGCCGCCCAACCGGACGGUGCGCGAUGGGAGCCCGCCGUGCGGCGGCGGCCGGCUGCGGCGCGUCGUCGUGCGCUCCAACUCGGUGACCCCCUGCAACCGGACUGCGCGCUGGCAUAGCCCGGACUGCCAGCGGCCCGGGGGCGUUUGACCCCGCGCCCCGCGCUAUCUGUCUUUCAAUGGGCCAUGUGAUACGCUUCAGUGCCUGCCCCCCCUCGGGCCGCCGCGGCCCGCCCCCCUCUUUGUACAAACACGCCGGAGGGAAGAAGAACAAAGUAAACGUGACGAAGGCAUUGCCAGCGCCUGCCCAGGGGACUGACCCUGGGGUCCGCAUCCAUGGUACAAAUGUCUUCACAAUUAACUCUCAAGCAUUCCUAGUCAUGUUGUUGCUUCUGCUGCGAAUAGUGCAAGUCUUAGACGAAACCAAAUGGGCAAGAGGACCGCUGCUGAUGGGACUCUUCUUCGCAAGUGUGUGCGCAGGUUUCUCGCCCGCUGGUGCCCAGAGCCAAUUGCGUCGAGUGUCUUACUUGCAUUCAAGAAGCCUGUGUACAAAGGCCCACUCAUUCUUUAGCGCAAUUGGAUGCACGUGCUAGUAAAACACACAACUUUUAACCCAACAUUUUUCGUUUGUCUUUCACAUGUAUGUUCAGUAACUUAGGGACAAAAAAUAAUAAACUCAGUAGUGUACAAAUUUUUUAGAAUGCAUACAUAUACUCAUGCCUUAAGUAUUGUUUACAAAAUUGGCCGUAAAAAUGUGUUUUACCCAUAAAGCAGAUAUACAGCUGUCGCCACUGAUGUUAUAAACAAAUUAAGUACAGACAAGCUUAGCCAACUUUGUUGUAACCCUUGCAAAAGCUCAAACAGGGCCAUUGGACUUUUGAGCAAUAGUUUCAACCGUUGCAAUUAUUUUGUGUGUUCAUUUCUUGUGCUGUACUGUGUCCAGAGCAGUUAGUGCUUAUAGUUUUCUUUUUAAACAGCCUUGAAGAAUAUCAGCACGAAUUAUGAUGCUGUUUGCUGACGCGCUACCAGUUGAGUUUGCCAGCAACUGACUCAUUGAAGGAAAACUGUUAGUCACUAGGGUGAUGGCCUCCCCUGCGAUAGAGCAUUUGUGAAGAUAUUUUUCCAUGAUCAUUCGCGCUUGGUUCCUGCAAAGCUCAGUAGGAAAGAGUGGACAGACUGAGGGGCAGUUGUUGCGCAUGCAACAGAUGUGUAUAUAUUGUCCAAUGCCUAUUACUUGUAGAGUUCACCAUGUCAUCAUGACUGUCUAUAUUCAUCAUUAAAAAUAACUACUGCUGUACUUGUUCAUGAAAUUCAUAACUCGAAGCACAUUAUUGAGUGGCUGCAAAGUAUUCCCUCAUUUCAGCAGUCUGUGCUACUGUCUUGGUUAAAGAUAUAUUUCUCAUUUAUGGUUCCCAUGCUGAGUUGUACAGACAUGAAAUUGCAAUCCCUGGCCUUGUGGGCUACGGUUCUCGCUGAGAGGUGCAGGAAGAAUUGUGGCUCGUGCAGCUACUGUGGCCCGCUGCUCUAGUGGCUGGCUGUCUCGUAAGAAGCUCUGUCUGGAGAAAAGUUGUCGUAGUCAUUGCAAAGGCAGAAUAAAAGACUGCAUGAAUCCCAGUGUUUGGGUUGACUUAAACCAGUGAUUGUUGUCGAGGUUAGUUGGGGCUCUAUGCAAGUCGCUCCCAGCUUGCAGAAUGGACAUCUUCUAUGGAUAGCACUUCUGUCUGCUCGGAUGCCAAUGCAAAACUCGGUUUCCUUGCACCGUAGACAGACCACUUGUGAGGAAAAAUAAACUGCCUUCUGCAGAUCGUGUUCCUAACAAAACGAGCGUGGUAUAUUUUGUAGCAUAUGUGUGUAUCCUACAGACUAUGCCCGCAUCCGUAAAUUACGAUGCCUGUUCUUGUAGCAACAGAUGUAGCAAAACGAAGCAUGAUUGACAGCACACUGAGGACUUCUGCUGGACUAAUUGAUGCUGCUGGUGCAGUGGCUGCUAUGCAACAUUUUGUUUUCUUGUUGACGCCACUAUGUGUUCAAAUUAGGGUGGCAGCUGUGUUUUGUUGUGCUGACACAGUUUUGAAAUGCAAAACAUGAACUUUGCUUUUCAUACCUCACUAGUCAUACGUGUCAACUUAGGUGUAUACUGUGGUGUCGUGGCACAAUAAAACUGGGCAUGGGAGUCAGGAUUAUGGUUCGGUUCCCCAGCGCUGCCCUGUCAGAACAGCUGCGCGUUUGCGACACGCGACCCAUUCGACAAGGCAGCCAGUGAAGCGACCCCGGGCAUUUUUUUUUUUUUUUAUGCCCGCUCUGGCAGCACCGCGCUGAUCUGAUUUUAUAUCCCCGUCUAAAUCUUCGAGUUGUAAGCAAGAACUCAACUAAUGUAGAUGUAUCUGCAUACACAGAUUUCAGAAAUCGUGAGUUGCGUUUACGUCUUGGUCUUCAAUUCGAAGCGUUUAAACGCACUGGGAUAACGAAGGAAAUUUUCAUCAGGUACAGCUGGGUGUAGUCUGCUUGCCCAGAGAUGGGUAGGGCUAUAUAUAUUUUUCCGAUGCCAAUGGUAAAUCACUUCUGGUAAACGGAAAGCAGGGUUCAAAAUCUCCAUCCGUUUACUAUGAGUGACUUUAGAAGACGGUGUGUUUACUGCACAGAAGUCUCUCGUCUAUCAAAGGCCAGAUGCUUCCUCGAACGGGCAUAAUCCUGUCGACCAUUUGCUUGAGGUGUGCGCGAAAACACGGUACAGUCGCCCCAGCGCAUGUCGCAUUGAAUAAGGUUCGGGUAUUUCAGUGCGAACAUUUUCACUGCAUCAGUGAAACUAUUUCUGCGCUGUCAGUCCUUAACAGAUUGCCGAAUUCGUCGCUACAGCGACAGCGCUGUCGUCUUGUGUCAUGCGCUAUACUUUCCCUGGAUAAAGAUUCGUAAAGGGCAUCGAAAGUGUGACGUUAAGAAAAACCUUCAAAAUUGCCGAAAGUAGUCGUUGUCUAUUCCUGUUUUUAUUAUUUUGCUUUUUUUUUUUUGGUAGGCCGAACCGCUGUUCUGAAUGAUGCGGAGCGAGCGCGUUAGUAGCUUGAGACUGUGUCCUGUCGGUCCGCAGUCUGUCGCCGCGUCUGUUGUGGAGGUCGAAAAGCAAGGUUGCAGGGACACAUUGCCGGACGCACGUGAACACUAGCUCUUGCGGCUGGUGCUUCAAAGAGCGCGCGCGAAGAGGUGCUUGUACAACUGUGUGACUGAUGUAUCCCUUGCAUAAGGGGCCUGCAGUUGGUUUAAAUAAACGGAUAAACAUACGGCUUUUUUUUUCGAA